Messenger RNA from Poecilia latipinna (sailfin molly), 2785 nucleotides. RefSeq names its product toll-like receptor 13. Gene Ontology annotation, molecular function: transmembrane signaling receptor activity; protein binding. The transcript has 4 exons. The record is from RefSeq and is a predicted model, not a curated record. NCBI's taxonomy places the organism in Eukaryota, Metazoa, Chordata, Actinopteri, Cyprinodontiformes, Poeciliidae. The annotation marks the transcript as partial. Gene Ontology annotation, biological process: inflammatory response; toll-like receptor signaling pathway; immune response. Gene Ontology annotation, cellular component: plasma membrane.
AAAUAUUUGAUGCAUUAAAACUAAAGUACUAAAAUGCUGUUAGAGGAAGACACUGAACAGUACAUGUAGGGAGAGCAUAGCUUCCUUUUUGUUGGUGUUAAGACGUGAAGCAACUCGUCAGUUCAGACAUUUACAGCUUUGGGCAUCAAACUGUGAUGAUCUUCAGAUAAACAUGGCCUCUAUAAAUACUUUAUCUUUAUACUUUAUUCUUAAUCUUUUCAUUCUGCUGCUUCCUGUUAACCCUUUGCUGGCGUUUUCAUUAAAAAACUGUACUAUACUUUACAAGGAGAACAUCUCUGCUGAUGUUUCUGUGGACUGUAGAAGCAUGAACUUUGUGACUGUCCCUGAUUACAUCCCUAAAAAUACUUCGUCAAUACAACUUGGAGACAAUCAGCUCCUAAGUAUUAACAGAAAAGACUUUCACGGCAUGUCAAAGCUGGUAAAUCUGAAUUUAACAGUGAAUAAAAUUGCUUACGUUGAACAAGGGUCAUUUAUCGACUUGGUUUUAUUGGAGACACUUGAUAUGGGAAAUAACAAACUUACCAGUCUGACAGCCAACAUGUUUGAAGGCCUGUCCAACCUCACAGUUCUGGUCCUCAGCAGAAACAAGAUCCAGCAUAUUCAUGAAUCUGCCUUCCAGUGUUUGACCAGCUUACAAACUCUUGAUAUCGCCUUUAUUCCACUUCAGAAAGUUGCAGAAAUUCUACCAGUCUUCCAUCUCCCGCAAUUACUUACACUUAACUUAAAAUACAUCAACUUCACUACUUUUGACACCAAAGAUCUCCCUUUGAAUCUCUCCUUGAGUCUUAAAGUGUUGGAAAUUUCUAAUUCUAAUUUGAAAAUCUUGAGCAUCAUAGGGAAAAUUUCCCCUUACCUCCAGACAGUAGACGUUUUACUCACAGAUAGUGUAAAAUGGGUGUUAUUUGACAAAAGCUUACUGAAGAACAUAACAAGCUUGGAUGUUGCCGUAGCAUCAGAUUUUUUUGACGUAAUCCAUAAAGUUCUGGAAAGUCUUGAAAGACUGAGAGAUAUAAAGUUUGAAUGUGUGGAUAACUGGAUUGAAAAGGGUCUGCUACCUGCAGUCUGCAAAAUACAAACACUCAGGAAGCUUACUAUUUCCCAAAGCCAUUUUCACAAUUUUACUACUGACCUUGUAUCAUGCGCCCAGCUCAGAGAACUUAACCUGGAAGAUACUUUCAUGGAUAAACUGUCAAAAGGUUCAAUGCAAUCAAUGAUGCAGCUGCGAUUCUUAAACCUGGGUUACAACUUCCUCACCGAAGUUCCAGGUGACAUAAGGAGCCUCUCGACUCUUGAGAUCCUGAUUAUGAGUGCAAAUGACAUGUAUGGGUUGAAAUGCGAUGAUUUUUCCAACACCACGGGUCUGAAAGAACUUUACUUGAACAUAAACCACAUAACCAAACUGGAGAGGUGUAUUACUGAAAACCUCGUCAAUCUAAAGGUUUUGGAUAUGAGUAACAAUAAGUUGAAAGAAUUCGGAGAUUCUUUCAAAAUCUCCCUGCAGAAACUUGAGGCCUUAGAUAUCAGCCACAACCCCAUAAGGUAUCUGGAGACAGAUGUUUUUCAAUAUUUAAAGUCUCUCAAAGAACUGAAGGUGGAAACCUAUCAUUUUGUAGACGUACCUUAUUUCAGUGGCUUAGAGAACAUUCAAAAUGUAACAAUCUACUUACAUACAGACAGGACUUUCCAAAGUCUUCAGUCAAACAAUGAUAAACCCUUUAGUGAUGUUAACACAAUGAAGCAGCUAACUCUAAUCGGAAGCAGCAAUACCCAAUGGGUGCCCUUUAAUACAAUUAGGGAAAUGCUCAGAGCUUAUGGAGAUUUGGGAACCGUUACGGUUUUGAAUAUCUAUAUAAAUUACUAUGAAGUGGAAACAUUUGAGCUGAACCUCCAGCUAAAAAGUCUGACGUUAUCAUCGACAGAUUUGUCAUACUUAAGCUCUAAAUUCUUCCUACCACUGCCAAACCUGCAGCACCUGGAUCUCUCCAUGUCUAAACUCAGGUCUUUGGAUUUUCUGGUCCAGGCCAACCUUUCUGCUCUCAGAUAUCUGAACCUAACUGACAAUGAGAUCAGUGUUAUUAACGAGACAGUCUUCCAGUCUCUACCCUCUCUGAGGUUCUUGGCUCUAGACAACAACCCGUUCUCAUGCGAGUGCUCAAACGCAGGCUUCAUCCAUUGGGUAGUGACCAACCCCCAAACCCAGGUGGUAAACGCUCAUCAGUAUAAAUGUUUCUUUCCUGUGGACAAACAAGAAGCCUUGUUACUAGAAUUUGAUGUUCAGUCAUGUCGAGACGAUGGCAGCUUUCUUUACUUCAUUUCCAGCUCUUGUCUGGUUGCUCUGACUCUCCUCUCAUCCUUCGUUUACCACUUCCUGAGGUGGCAUCUCACCUACACCUUCCACCUCUUCUGGGCCUUUCUCUACGACAGCAGGAAGGGGAGAAAGAAAGACCCUCAUCGGUUUGAUGCCUUUGUGUCCUAUAAUGUCCGCGAUGAGGGCUGGGUUUACAGAGAGAUGCUUCCAGUAUUGGAGGGAGAGCAGGGAUGGAGACUCUGCCUGCACCACAGAGACUUCCAACCAGGUAAACCCAUCAUAGAGAACAUCACUGAUGCCAUCUACGGCAGCAGGAAAACCAUCUGUGUGAUCAGCCGCAGCUACCUGCAGAGCGAAUGGUGCUCCAGAGAGAUCCAGAUGGCCAGCUUUCGCCUGUUUGAUGAGAAGAAAGAUGUUCUGAUUCUGUUGUUUCUGGAGGAAAUCCCCUCCUACCAU